UCUCAUUUUUCCGGACCCAUUCGACGCGGCCAGUUGUUGCCAAAACAUAAACAGAACGCCGUAACCAUGGACCACAAGAAACGUUUUCCGGGGCUAAUAGAGCACAACAAAUUCUCACCGUUGAAGAUACUGGACGUACGAUCGAUAAACGAGCACGAUCCCACAUCCAGCUACAACAGCCUGCAGCAGACGGAAGCAGCCGACCCGUCCAAUGAUGAUUCGUCGGGCAGCGAGAAGGAACUGGUGAUCGAUAUGGCAGAUGCGGAACUUGACCCACAGGACGAUGAGGAAUGCGUGAUGGGACAACAGCUCGAAACGGAAGUACCCGUACACGUCGUAAUCAAGCCACCAACAUCACCAUCACCACCGCCAGCACAAGCACCACCGCCAAGGGCCCGAAUCAAUCGGAGAAAAAGUCAACACGUACGGUUGGAGGAUGCGGACAUAACGAUUGAGGAACCGGCCGUAGCUGCGCCGACACCGGACGCAAAGGGCGACGAACUGCAGGCAGGUAUCGAAGCGAACCGGAGCAUUAUGCAGCACAUUGCUAUGAUGCGGACCGCGAUAAACUAUCUGCUGCAGCAGCACUACCAGCGGACGAUUCCGUUCCCGAACGAGGCGAGUGACUUUGAAACGAUGGACUCGUGGAUGGAGUGUUACGAGCAGAUUAAGUCCGACAGUAAGGCGAGCACAAGUAAAGAGAACGCGAAAAAGUGUUUCACGGCACGGAACACGAAUCCAGCUUCCUGGGCCUUUCUGCGCUAAUGCGUGCGUUAGCGAAUGCUACAAACGGUAGAUGUACGGCGGACUGGUAACUAGGGCCAUAUGCCGGAAGUCUUCAAGUCACUAAAGAGCAAAUGUUUGGAGGUGGUAGGCAGGCAGAGUCAGGUCAAGGGUUGUAGGGCUAUAUGCAGUGUUUCUCAGGUCAUAAAACACGUGGCUCCAUGCUGACAGACCCAAAUGUUUCGUGACCUUAGACUCACUGUUACAAGAAGGAAACGGGCGCGUUGUUAAGAAUUUUACCAUAGCGUAUUAUACUGUAAAGUGAUAUAAGCUUGCGGCAGCAUUAACCAUUAAUAAACGUGUAUUAGUUAAGAAUAAAAAUGUAAAUUGGACCGAAUUAUCGAAAAACUUAAGAAAUUGAUUGGCAUUAAGAAUAGUUUAGGAUCAAACAAAUAAGGCAAACGCAUGCGACCGACUUCAGGAUGCUCUUUAUUUUAUUGAAAAUCGUUCAACGAGUGAGUCGAGUAACAAAGGACAUAAGAAAAAAAAAUCUUUGUAAAGAAUACGCUUGAUAAGAACACACACACAUGUAUUUAAAAACGA
Molecule: messenger RNA, 1326 nt
Organism: Anopheles stephensi (Asian malaria mosquito)
Lineage: Eukaryota; Metazoa; Arthropoda; Insecta; Diptera; Culicidae
Exons: 2
Coding region: 67-765 (232 amino acids)
Source: RefSeq, a predicted model, not a curated record